Messenger RNA from Salmo salar (Atlantic salmon), 2527 nucleotides. RefSeq names its product eukaryotic translation initiation factor 2-alpha kinase 1. The record is from RefSeq and is a predicted model, not a curated record. Gene Ontology annotation, biological process: regulation of translational initiation by eIF2 alpha phosphorylation. Lineage: Eukaryota; Metazoa; Chordata; Actinopteri; Salmoniformes; Salmonidae. Gene Ontology annotation, cellular component: nucleus; cytoplasm. Gene Ontology annotation, molecular function: ATP binding; eukaryotic translation initiation factor 2alpha kinase activity.
UUCCCUACCUGGCCCGGUUUCCCAAAAGCUAAUGCUGCGUUCAAAACCACUGGGAAAUUUCCGACUUCAGUGCGUUCAAAACACCUGGGAACCCAGGAGAAAAAAUGAGCUCUGACUGAGAAAAAUCGAUUUCAACAGUCAUCCAACUCGGGCCUCUUUUUAGAGAACCGACUUUCCGACCUGAAGAGCCCUGACGUCAUAAUUUCACUUCGUAUUAUUCUGAGUUCCCAGUUGUUUUGAACGCGGCAUGAAUUCGUCGUUAACACCUUCGUAAGAACAUCGUUACAUCUCCGAGCUGUUUCCAAAAACCAAUGCACUUUGCCUCAGACCACUUGUAGAACAGCUAAGGGCAUCGUUAGAUGCUUUUUUUGCACACCUGCAUCACUUUAUACACAGAAGAGAUCCCCUAAACAUGGUUUAUCCGUCUUUCUGUGUCCACUGAUAACUUCAGAACAAAGGGUGCGUUCGUAAAAUGCUUCCAGUGUGUCAGAAUACGCUCUUGACAACUUUUGUCUCCAAAAUAUUGGCCGCUUCGUUGGCGUAGGUGUGAAACUAUUCAACGUCAGACUCCGAUAACAACUGUGAGGUUCUGAUGACAGGCAAACAGUACCCGUCCAUCCAGGAGUUUGCCUCAGCCAUCCCCAACCACCUGCUGCUAGGCUCCCUGCUGGAACACCUGUGCUUUGUCUAUGAGAGCGACCCGACCCGCUCACAUAUGCUGUUCAAAGCCAUUGGUCAGCAUUUAGCAGCGAAUAACCUCCUCUCCCCAUUGGCCAUCAGUGAGGAGUUCAGCACGGUCAGACUUCAAUACAACAGAGCCUUCACUGAACUACUGCAUGCUGUCAGCCCCUCCUUCUUUCCACAGGGUCAAAUGUUAUUGAAUACAGACACCCAGAGCCUUAUGUUAAGACCAAAAGCGAGUCUGUUCCAGGCGCAGACGUCUCGCUACCUCAGUGAGUUUGAAGAGCUCUCUAGACUUGGAAAAGGAUCCUAUGGCAAAGUAUUCAAGGUAAAAAACAAGCUGGAUGGCCAGAAGUAUGCUGUGAAGAAAAUUCUCAUCAACAACGUUUCAAGGGAAGACUGCAUGAAGGUUCUCAGAGAGGUGAAAGUGUUAUCCAGUCUUCAGCACAUCAAUGUAGUAGGCUACCACACUGCCUGGAUGGAGCAUAUCACACAUGCUUUUACUAAGCCUGCAUCAAUACUCUCACCACUGGAAACGCAUGUGCUGCCAGAACGCAUUGAGGAGAGUACAGUUAGUAGCAGCGGCUCCUCAAUAGUCUUCGCGAGCUCAGAUCAGUCAAAGGAGCCAGUGGCCAUAGCUAAAGCACCAGUGAGCCUCCCGGUGAAAGAGGAGAAGAGCACGCAGGCGGUGUGUCCUAAAACCAUGCGCCACGCCCGUUUCCCAGAUAACUUUGUCCCCUGUGUGUUGCUGGGACGGUGUGGCCUGACGGGGGACAGCUGCCCUGUGGUCAGCUGGGAUAGCUCGGCCCUGUCGGAGGACAACUUAGGAACCAGAAAUGGGAUAGAUCUGAACAACAACUCCUACAUCGACAUGGGGAGCGAGCAGUGGGACACGAAAUUCCCCGCCAAGGAGGUGCAGUUCCAUCUCAUGCUGUAUAUCCAGAUGCAGCUGUGUGAACGCUCGCUCAAAGACUGGAUUUUAGAGCGAACCACCGAACACACCUCACAAAAUCCUUAUGAGGCUGUGGACACGAAACAAACCCUCAGCAUUCUACAUAAAAUACUUCAAGGUGUAGAAUACAUUCACUCUAGAGGAAUCAUGCAUAGAGACCUGAAGCCCAGGAAUAUUUUCCUGCAUGGACAUGACUGCCAUGUGAGGAUUGGAGACUUUGGACUGGCUUGCAGGGAUAUAAUGAUGGAUGACAAGGAAAAACCACCCUCCACUUCACAGAACACUGGUUCCUCUCACACCACUGGAGUGGGGACAUUUGUUUACGCAGCACCUGAACAACUGGAGGGUUCCCACUAUGAUUCAAGGUCAGACAUGUACAGUAUAGGAGUGGUGGCCCAAGAGCUGUUCCAGCCCUUUGGGACAGAGAUGGAGCGUGUUCAGACGCUAGGGGACCUCCGUGAGGGGAAGGUCCCAGACUCCUUCUCCCAGCGCUGGCCUGUCCUGGCCAAGUACAUCACACUGCUGACCAGCAGAGACCCCACUCUACGACCCAGCGCCACACAGCUGCUGCAGAGUGAGCUGUUCAGCAGCAAAGACAUGGUUAUCCAUGGCUUGCAGAGAAGGGUUGAAGAGCAGGAAGAGGAGAUAGUUCAACUCAGGAGACAGAUCAGUCAGCUACAGACUCAGAGCAGGCAGCAAGCAUCCCAUUCCACAGACGAGACCUGACGUCAACCAUCUCUGCCCAUCUUCAAACCUGUAAUAUUCGACCCCUUUACCUUACCAAAUGUGAAUAAUUUGGUGCAAAUGGUUGAAUAUGUGUGUGGUCUCUCUGCCUGGAUGUAACAAUGUGACUAUAAGUUAAAACUGUAGAAUAAAUAAUUUAAUUUACACUUA